ACCGCAGGCAUAUGCGUGCUAGAUGGCAGUAUCGACGAUACCAGAAGAAUAACGCCAUUUUGAUCGACGCAGCAGAGCUUUCGGGAUCGCUUGAGAAUAUUGGAGUAGAGAAAAAAUGCCGAAAAAAUCGAAUAAGAUCUGGGGCUGGGGUGGUCGCAACGGCCGUGGAAAUGUUCCCUCCGAGGAUAAGCAUUAUUUUGGCCAUGAUGAUCGUACGGGAAGAAAUAAUGGACGGCCUCAUGACGGAACUAGACCUCGUGUUUCCUUUAAAACACAUAGACCCAAUAGAGAAAUACCACGUAACGCAUUGCUUGCAACCUUGCUAGAUGAGGAUAUUCCAAUGACAGGCAAUAGCAAUAACAAUAAUAGACAAAUAAGACAAGUAGUUGUUCCAAGAGAUAGAGAUAGGACAUGGCAAAGAACGAUUGGUCGAGGAAGAAAUAGUCCUCUACCAAAUAGGAAUUUUAAGGGAGGCCAACCUGGUUCUAGAAUACAAACACUUGCAAUAGGAGAAUCCAACUGGUAUAAAAUCAGUAUACCAUAUGGACACAAAUAUGAAAAAGAUUACAUUUUAAGAACCUUAUUAAACUAUAUGGCACCUGAAGUAUUCAUUCCCAUAACGUAUAAGAUAAUGGGAACUGAAGCUAGUUUCUAUGUUGACAAUUAUAAGACAGCAAAUGCAUUAUUAAAUUGUGAUCGUAAGAUUACAAUGACAGAUGGUUUUAAAUUACAAGUAAGAGCAAAACCAGGGGUUCCACAAUGCGAGAUUGAUGAUAAAUUGAAGGAACAAUUAAAACAAGCUAUGUCCAAAAGAUAUGUUCAAGAAACAAAUGCUUUGGACUUGUCAAAGUUUCAUCAAGAUCCUGAUCUUGGUGAUUAUUUUUGUGCAUUGUUUCGACCUGCAAUGUUAAUGACUGUGUUAGAUAUCGUCAGCGAACAUAUACCAAAUUUGGAAGCCUUAAACUUAGAAGGCAAUAAACUGCAGAGCAUUGAUAGGCUCAAUGUGCUAAAUAAAAAAUUUUCAAACCUGAAGAUUUUAUACAUCAGCGAUAAUAAAAUCAAGGAUAUUCAUCAAAUAGAUGCAAUUAAAGACCUCAAAUUAGAGGAAUUGAAAUUAAUUGGAAACCCCCUCUGUAACAAGUAUAAGUCUCGACAAAAUGACUACAUUAGCGACGUCCGGAAACGGUUCCCGAGACUGCUACGUCUGGACGGCACGGAAUUACCACGACCAAUCGUAUUUGAUGUGGUUGAUGAUACUGCUAAAAUACCAUCAUCACAGCGAAUGUUUGUUGCUGAUGCGAAAGCCCAGGAAAUUGCAAGCCAGUUUUUGCAACAGUAUUUCACAAUAUUUGACAGUGAGAGCCGUCAGCCUCUACUUGACGCGUACGAUGAACAUGCGUGCUUUAGUAUGACAAUAUCCACUUCUCACAAUAAUAAGUUAAAUGGAUAUCUCAUGGAGAACCGAAACUUAUUCAGAAUAUAUGAUACAGCAAGAAGGCAGAAAUUAUUAAAGCAUGGUAGAUUACCUGUAGUUUCUUUCAUAUCAGAAAUGCCACGAACAAGGCAUUUCCUGGAUACCUUUACUAUGGACAUUGCUCUUGCUACGCAAGUAAUGAUGUUCAUCACGAUAACGGGCUAUUUUCAAGAACUUGAUAAUAAGGAACAGCCCAUACGCCACUUCAAUCGAACAUUUAUAAUUGUUCCGGAAGGCAGGGGAUAUUGUAUUCGCAAUGAACAAUUACAUAUUAGUCAGCCGCCUGAGGCGCAAUUAAAACAGUUGAACCAGCAAUUGAAUAGUCAACCGACGCAACCGGAAGUGUCGGCGCUAUUGCCACAAACAUCUACACAAUCAGCAAAACCUGUAGAAUUAAGUGAAGAUAUAAAACAGCAAAUGACAAUGACGUUGAGCCAGCAAACGAACAUGAAUUUAGAAUGGAGUCUGAAGUGUUUACAAGAAACACAGUGGAACUAUGAUAAUGCGCUCUCUGCAUUUCAAGAGUUCUUUAAACGAGGUCAAAUACCAUCAGAAGCGUUUACGAAAUAACAUAUAUGUGAGUAAAAGAAUUUAUCUCUGUGAUAAUAAUAAUGUUAAAAAACGCGAACUUUGUAAUAUCACUCAUGUUCUUUUGCUUAGGUUUCAACGCAUGCAUAUUUUUUUAUGCAUCAAAAUCUGAAGAAAACCAUUAGGCAUAUUAUAUGGCAUAUAAGUGCCAUUUAGAAUCCGUCUUGUUUUAAAUAAUAUUAAAAAAGGUACUGAUAUAUACACAAAAGAAUAAU
This is a messenger RNA of Camponotus floridanus (Florida carpenter ant), 2277 nucleotides long. RefSeq names its product nuclear RNA export factor 1. The transcript has 10 exons. Bases 116 to 2044 code for a protein of 642 amino acids. The record is from RefSeq and is a predicted model, not a curated record. Gene Ontology annotation, biological process: poly(A)+ mRNA export from nucleus. Lineage: Eukaryota; Metazoa; Arthropoda; Insecta; Hymenoptera; Formicidae. Gene Ontology annotation, cellular component: cytoplasm; nucleus. Gene Ontology annotation, molecular function: RNA binding; protein binding.